GCGUGGGGUGGAGGGGGGCUAAGAGGACCCCAACGCUUGGUGAGAUCAGCCCUUGAUCUGGAAGGGGUUAACCUUUGGAGUGGGGGGAGCCCCCUUUUUUCUCCUGGAAAGGUCCCCUCCCAGCACUGCAGAGGGGGAGGAGCAGAGUGCCCCCUUGACCCCCUUGACUCAUCGCUGCAGUUAGGGGCAGUUAGGGGGCAGGGGGGCAUUGCAGGAAGGAAGGGGGUAAGUGGGAAGGCAGAAUUGAGGGUAGACCCUUUAGCUGGGGGGGGGGGAUGAUGUGCUGAGGUAGGGGGGGCCGGCAGCCCUGGUCUGGGAUCAGCGAUGGAGGUGGGCUCCUGCUUCAAGAACUACGAAGACUUCAAGGAGAGCUUCCAAGCCUACAAGAAGGAGAACCGGCUGCAGUAUGGCUUGAAGAACUGUAUCUCGGUCCGGUUUUACAACCGGAAGAACGGGACCAGCAUCCGGGAGGAUGUGACGUUCAUGCAGGUGAAGUUUUGCUGUGGCUGGUCAAGGGAGCACAGCAGAAAGAGGAAGCAGCACCCAGCAUCAUGCCCAGCGUAUUUUGUCCUGCAGUAUAACGAGGAGCUGGACCGGCUGGUGAUCAGCAAGCUGAAUAGCAACCACAUCCAUGCAAAGCCGAAGGCCUCCUCCGUGCGCCGUGGUCCACAGCCUGUGACCAGAACGGCUGCUCAGAAGUCUGGCUGCAGAACCCCCAGCAGCCGCGCUGUGAAGCUGCGCAGGCAGCGACCUGCCAAGGUAGAAGACAGCAACGGGUUGAGUGUAAAGAUCAACAUGGACGACCGUGCAAGGGUAAAGGUGGAGGUGGAUUCGGAGGAGCCUCCGCCGCCCCUCGAAGGUUCAAAGGUCCGCGAGGCAGAGAAGGAAAGCAUCUCCAAUUCGGCCUUGGUUCGGAUCGGUGAAGUGAUGAAGAAUUUCCUGCGGGUGGACAUGGGCUCCCUGGCCUCCAUUAGUGUGGGCAGCGACCAGGCCCUGGAGAGGCUGAACUUCCAGACCAGCAAGAUGAAGAGCUUGUUUGUGAAGUUCCCCGAAAGCCUCCUCCUCCAUCAGGUACAGAACGAGAGGGGCCACUCGCUCUACGCCUUCCUGGUGGAGAGCAAGGACCGGGUGGGCAAGUUGGUCCACUUCGCCGUCCUGAAGGAGGACACGGCGGAAAGUGCCAGGAAGAUGCUCUCCGUUUUCAAGGAGUUCAAUCCCGAGUGGCAGAAGCUCAAGGUGGUCUUUGUGGACAGGGCCUUUCUCCACCGGCCGAUUCUGCAGGAGCUCUUCCCUUCCGCUCAGGUGCUGCUCUCCGUGUACCACACGGUGCGGCUCCUGGAGAAAGAGCUGAAGGAAUCCCGCGCUUCCUUCUCCUUCAAGCACAGCCUGAAGCUGGCCUUGAGGGAGGCGGUCUUCUCCACCUCCAGCACCAACCUGGACGCCCUGUCCCAGCAGGUCAAGAGCCUGGUAGACCCGGAACUGUACGCCUACCUGCAGAGGAACUGGUUCUCCUGCGAGAUGCUGUGGUACAUGCACGCCAAGAAAGGCCUCCACUCCUGCAGCACCUAUAUAGACAGCUUGGACUUCAUAUCGCAAAAGCUUUCCAGCCUUUUCAGCACGAAGCUCUCUCUGGAGACCAGCAUCCUUCACUUCGUGGAAUGCGCGGACUGUUUCAACACCAAAGGCCUGGAGCACCUGAGCCUGGGCAUCCCUGGCUUGGAGGCGGACAGCCGCAGCAGCCUGAUGGAGGAUCUCAAGGCCCCCCAGACCCGGACCUCCGUGCGGCGCAGCUCCAGCACCGCCUCUCAGCAGGCCCUGGCCAAAGCUGCCCCCGAGCCCACCAAGCCGCUGACCAAAUGUCCUCCCGCCAAGCCCGUGUCCACCAUGCUGGUGGCUCUGCGGGAGACCUGCACGGACCUGGCUUACCAGCUGUGCCUGAACGAGUGGGACGUGGUGCAGAAGUCCACCCAGCUGAUGAACUCAGUCAAGAGCAAGACGAAGGUCCAGUUGCUGGAGGAGACCCACCAGGUGAGCAAGGACUGCCGGAGCUGCACCUGCUACUUCCACUGCCGCUACCAGCUGCCGUGCCGCCACAUCUUGUCGGUGCUUCACGCGAACCGGCAGGCGGUGGAGGAAGCGAUGGUGUGCAAGCACUGGCAGAAGAAGUACCAGCACCUUCCUGUUUCGGAGGAGAACCUGCCGGAGCACUCCGCGCCCUGCAGGGGCACCCCGGGAGUGAUGGCGGUCACCGUCCUGCCCGAGGACCGGUGGGACAAAAUCCAGUCCCUCAGCAAGGAACUCGGUAACCUGCUGCUGCAAACCGAGGGGGAAGAGCUGGAGGAGCGGACCUCCACGCUGAAGAUGAUCGUGGACAUUUGGGCCAAGUCCACUGAGCUGCAGGGAGCGGAAGAGGCGGCGGAAGGGAAGCCCCUCAGCACUCACAACGUGGGGAAUCUGUUCAGUCUCGAACCUUAAAGCAAUAAACAGACUCUCUAUUGUU
Messenger RNA from Sphaerodactylus townsendi, 2500 nucleotides. RefSeq names its product zinc finger SWIM-type containing 3 (gene ZSWIM3). The record is from RefSeq and is a predicted model, not a curated record. The coding region runs from base 325 to 2475 and encodes 716 amino acids. Gene Ontology annotation, molecular function: zinc ion binding. NCBI's taxonomy places the organism in Eukaryota, Metazoa, Chordata, Lepidosauria, Squamata, Sphaerodactylidae. The transcript is spliced from 2 exons.